Hemicordylus capensis (graceful crag lizard) is the source of this 4602-nucleotide messenger RNA. RefSeq names its product ADP ribosylation factor like GTPase 13A (gene ARL13A). The coding region runs from base 2690 to 4054 and encodes 454 amino acids. The transcript has 11 exons. Lineage: Eukaryota; Metazoa; Chordata; Lepidosauria; Squamata; Cordylidae. Gene Ontology annotation, molecular function: GTP binding; GTPase activity. The record is from RefSeq and is a predicted model, not a curated record. Gene Ontology annotation, biological process: receptor localization to non-motile cilium; non-motile cilium assembly. Gene Ontology annotation, cellular component: non-motile cilium; ciliary membrane.
UAGAUGGGCCCAUGGCCUGAUAAGAUUGCUGUAAACAGCCUCCUCUGUGAUCCUUGCCCCUGUGGCCAGUUUUGAAAGGGCAAGGCAUUAUUGGGCACCUCAGUACCUUGGGCCACCCCUACCCUCAUGCAAUCAAGCAACUCCUUGCCACUGAGGAAAUCUGCACAUGCCCAGAGCCCUGCCGUCUCUUUAUCCAUAUCUGGCAGUGCUGAUUCGGCUCCAUGGGUGCGCUGUGGGUCAUCUGAACCCGCCCUAGGCCUUGUGCAGAGAAGUGCUUUCCCUUCUUUCCGUGCCUUCAGAUGCCAGGCAAUUUCUUAGGGAGGCCUUUGGGGCCAGCUGAGCUGAUUCUCUCCCCCACCCCGCGCCCUUUCCUGUCCGCGUCAUUCUCCCUGGGUUUAUUCCGUUUCCACGGCCGGCUUUAUCUUGCCUAUUUUUGUUUUGCUGUUAUGUCCUUUGGAUUUAAUCGCCUCCCCGGUGAUUUGCAGACUUCUACACACAGGCAGCGUCCAGGGGAAUGAUGCAGCUGGUAGUCGGACGUGCACCCUUUUUGCACAACGACGUUGUGGAGUUCUUCCGCCCUGAGAGCCUGGCUUCUCUCUCACAUUCUGGUUGCUUGUCCUGAGUGUUUGCCUCCCCCUCUCUGCCCUCAUCUUUCACCACAGGACAGCCACAUCAUCCUUAUCUAGGACAGCCACAUUAAUCUGUGCAAAUCCCCGACCGUUUGCUGGCUCUGUAGCACUACUUUCUCCACUGCCUGCCAUGAGAACAGGAAAUCCACAGCCGGCCAUGAGUUCUCACUGAGGUGGUGCACCUGUGCCUGGAACGUCCCAUCUGAGGCUUCAAGUGAGGGAUUCACCUAUGCUGCUGCAUGUAGAAGACUAAAUGUCAGGGGAAAGGAUUCUAGCCCAGGCUUUGCCCGUAAGUGCUUCUUAUCUGUAUGCAGCAGGGAUGAUGGUUGCCCAUAAGGAUCAGUCAGCCGAGUGAGUCCACCUCUCCCGCCGUCUCAAGUGGGACAGCCCUGAAGCAGGUUCACCACCUCCGAACUAGACGCUGGACAGUGAUUUCCUUCCUACCUCAAUCUGUUGACGGCAGAUGAUGGAGAAUUGCCCAGAGCAAUUUGUGUGUAGGGAUAACAAUAAUCGGAUUAGGAAGAGGAAGCCUCUCGUUUGGGUGACAACAGGAGAUGGGGCUGCUAGUCGGAUGCAGAAUUAGGUCCCUCGGUACGUGGCUGUGCCUCUCUCGCUCUUCUCCCCACGUGCCUUCUGCUUUCUUUAGACCCAUUGGAAAGAACCUUUGUGCACAGAGUUGCUAAGGAAAACAGAGAGCGAACUUAAAGAAUGAAUGGCUUUGAAGCCUUCUGUGUUUCUUUCAUGCUGCAUUUGCACCCUGCUCUUACUCCGAAGAGGUCAGGCUGGUGUACAUUAUCUGUCGCUGCUGCUGCUGCUGCUUUUAGUUAAGAGUCCAACGGGAUGCUUUUAGAAUGGGCGACUCUCUGCUGCCACUCUCCCUUCUGCUGUAAUCUGGCCACACCGUUGGGGUCUGCAGCUCCAGCCUCGAACCCUCUGGCCAUUGCAUCUGCUGGCAAUACGAAUGAAGACCAAGGAAGGACAAGCUUCUGGGGAAGGCUAGGCUGAAAGAGAGUGACGGGCCCCCAGUCGUCCCAUGAGCUUCAAGGGUUACAGGGAUUUGAACUCAGAGUGCCCCAGUCCUUGGGGUUCCCACACUUGGACUACAACUCCCAUCAUCCUGGCCACGUUGGCUGGGAGUGACAGGAGUUGUCGUCCAGCAAUAUCUGGGGGGCAAAGCUUGGGAAGCUCUGCUCCCUCCCCAAUACUAGGGCUGUUCUCACGUUUGGAAUCAGGGUGGGACGAGCCUCCUGUUCCAAUGCAGGAGCUGGGCAUGCUCUGGAUGGGCCACCAUUGGUGAGGCUUCUCCGAGCAAGAUGUGUGUGUGUGUGUGUUUUGGGGGGAAGAUGCUCGCCUGGGAGCUGGGGACAGAGGGGUGGGAGGCAGGGGGAGAGCUUUCCCCACACCUUCCCUCUGGAGCUGGGUAUGAGUUCUGGGCCCACGGCUGCUGCCCGCCUCCGGCUCCAGCUUGCAGACCAUCAUCCCCACCUCCUUCUACCUUGCGUGGAGACUUCUCACGAUGGCCAGCUGGGAGUAAAUCUGGCUCCUGAAUGAGGAGAGUGGGAGGCUUCUCCGCCCCGAAUGCCCCACUGGCUCUCUGUUUUCUCUUGUGUCUGCCAGGAAGGAUGCCUUGGAGUGGGCUGAGAUUAGCUUUGCUUUCCUGCAGGUGCAGGGCGGUCAAUCCCAGGAUUAAGUCAGCACAUGACAGAACGGGGGGGGGGGGGGUGAUCCAUGGGGAGAGAUUUGCUAGCCGGGCCAAUUGGCAUGUCCCCUUCCCUCAAGCCAUUUAAAACCGUGACGGAUCUGAUUGCUGCUCUCCUCAGAGGCUCUGGGCACGGCCUGCUAGGAAAUGAGGUCUCCUCUCUCACUAAUGGGUGCGGAGCCUGCGAAAUGACCAAUGACCGUUUGUAAGAGUUUGCCGCUUCCCUUUCUUGAACCAUCUCUGGGGUGCACAAGCCGUGAACGCCUCGAGGUUGAUCUGAAUGCAGCAGAAGCACCAGCAGGAAGGAGAAGAGGGUGAUAACCAGGGACUGAGGUAACCGAGACUCCCGGCACCACAUUCUAUGGUUUCCCAGAGUAUGUUUCACCUCUUUUCCUAUUGCUGGUCCUGGCUACAGGCAAUCCAAGAGCCAAUCAGGAACGUGACCAUUCUUGUCCUUGGUCUAGAUGGAGCAGGAAAAAGUUCCCUAAUAAAAGAAAUUCAGAGAGUCCUCUCCUGUGAGGUGCUCCCUACCAGAAAGCCACACCAGACAGAGCUCAGAGUGGACAGGUUUGCGGUGUCCCUCGUCGAUCUGGCUGGAGGGCCGCGGAGCUGGGGGACCUGGAAGAACCACUACGGCACGGCUCACGGGAUCAUCUUUGUGCUUGACUCCAGCGACGUGGCGCGGAUGGAAGAGGCCAAGAAGACCCUCUCCCGUGUCCUGGGACAUCCCCGAGUUUCAGGGAAGCCACUAUUGCUGCUGGCAAACAAGCAGGACCACGUCGAUGCCAUCUUGCCCUGUGAGGUCAUUGAGUGCCUGUCUCUGGAGAAGCUGGUGAACAGAAACAAGUCCCCAUGCCGCAUGGAACCCUGUUCAGCUACCAAGAGGCUGCCCAAAAUCCAAUGCUGGACCAUCGUUCAAGGGCUUCACUGGCUUCUGCAGACUGUUGCUAUCAACUAUGAUGUCUUGUGUGGCCGCAUCCAGGAAGAUAGUCCUGGACGACAAAGAUCACCAGAACGGGAGGUAUCUAAGAAAAUGAAGAAAGCCUGGAACAGGAUGCGAGAAGACAGGAUGAUGAGGCACUGGCUUGCAGUUCAAGUUGGAAUCAGGCAGAAAAGAGAGCUAAAGCCUUGGUCUAAGCUAAAAGCUGAAACCUUGGACCUUGGUCAUCAUCAUCAAACUUUUAUUAGUCAUAGGAACACAGGAAGCUUCCAGUUCUACAGUAUCCACAGGCAGUCGCUCACCAGAAGGGGGAGCUCCCAAGAAAGAAAUCCCAAAGUCGAUGGAAGCAAAGUUCUAAAGUCCCCCCAGAACAUCCCUGCGCAGAAAGAGGAAAAGGCACCCAAAAAACCAAAGAGGAAAGGAAAGCCGAAGGUGAAGAGGAAAGGCUUGGGGCCAUCCAAGGGUCCCUUGGCUGAAGAAGGUGGCGGCGGCGGUGGUGGCAAAACGGUAGCCGGCGGCAGCAAAGCCGGAGCUCAAGGUGGCCGCUGCCUCAGCAACAAGGUUGCUCAGGAGACUCCCAGCGCCCUGGACACCUCUCCGCCCCCAGCAGGCCAGAGCACAAAGAAGAAAAACAAAAUGCUAAAAAAUAAAAUCAAAAGCCAGGAAGCGUCACAGACCCAACCAGAUGAGAACCCAUCGGGCACGUUUGAUUUGUACAGGAGAGCCAUGUUGGUUCUGAAAAUGCAGCAAGAGAGGCGGAAACCACCCUCUGCAGCUGCCCCCUGAAUCAGGCCCUCUGCCCCAUGCGAGGGCAGAGAAGGACUCGGAACUGUCCUGGUAGAAUCGGAGACACCACGACAGGGAUCAGACUUCUGGUUCGGAAGCGUCCACUCUGGAGGUUUUCUCUGGAAAAUGUUGGGCAUCGGAAAGUGCGAGCUUGCAGUCCGCGGUGGCAGAGGGUUCUCUUUGAAGCCAGAAGCCCCUUUGGGAAAGAGGGCGGCGUGGGGCCAGCCUCUGGCGCUUCUGCUUCUGCGAAAGGCGAACCACCGGCAUGAAGAGGAUGCUGCAGACGGAUGACGGAGCAGGAGCGUCUGCAGGCUUGUCAGAGCUGUGUCCCUUCUGGGCAUCCUACACAGACUGGCAGGAGCCCAGCAAGGGCAGGCCUUGGAAGCUGGAAGCUGCUUCUCCUGGGCAGUUGCCAAAGCCUGGGCAUUUUCUGGAGGCCACGUACACUUACAAUGCUUGCUAGAAUAAGCACAGGAAUGUUUUUAAGCAAAAAUAAACGUUUUCCAAAUAAAGGUUUCUGAGACUUUUUAAAAAGAAAACUUAGACAA